GUAGAAUCCUCGGCCAGUACCUGUGUCGGACGGUCGGUGGGUACCGGACUGACGGUACCAAGGUAUCGCCAGAUGGUAUUGAGGUACCGUGACCGGUGCUGAAAACCCCGCUUUGCGUAUUUGUUGUUCCAAUCAAGUCACAGACUGAUUCCGAGACCUUCUGUGCUAUAUGGCGGUGGGUCGGGGUGUUACACCCGGUAUCACAACAAAGUGUGUCAGCUUCGACUCAUAACAUGCUGAGACUCCUGAUGCAGAGGUUAUCCUCGAGCAAGGAUACUGGGGUGGGGACUAGCUAGGUUGGUUCAUCAGGUAUAGGAGGCAAUGAUUCUCAAGUCCACCUCACAGCUUCACACCCAUACAUGAUUCUAAGAUUAUGCACUCUUCUCCACUGCUUUAAAACUGGGUUGUACAUCACCUGUUGUGGAGGCUUUAAAAAUACGAAAACCAAGAAUAAGCAUGAUGAAAAAGCCUCUGAACUAAUUAAAAAAAUGUCUCUGAUCCGUCGCAACUUCUACUACGGAGUUCCUUUCUGUUGCAAAUCCCAGACCUCAUGUGUGCUACAAAAAAGUCAUUUGCUCGUCGCAAGUAAACUAUAGUGGUGGAUUGUGAUGUACGAGUAAAUUUAUUUACCCGGGGUAAAUUACAUUUAUAUUUCAUUAUUUAUUGGCCUCAAACAAUUCUGAAAAUCGCGAUUCUGCAAUUCCCUCUCAAAGUCAUGGCGAUGUUAUCUCGGCUUCGCCACUCCGCCAUUACCGCCCUUUCUCGUGGGAGUCUCAAUACCAUCUCUCCCAGCCGUCACUGUCUCUCCGGUCGCCGGAAUCCUCAUUUUUCUAUUCCACGCGUCCCAUUCUCCUCCGCCGCCUCCGGCCGGAAUAAUGAUCGCAGACCCUUUUCAGGCUUUUUGGCUGGCUGGAGAUCCAGAGUCGCCGCCGACCCUCAGUUCCCGUUCAAAGUGGCGAUGGAACAGGUGGUCGGCGUCGGCGCCUGCGUCGCCGGUGACAUGGCCACCCGCACUAAUUUCGGCCUCGGCGAGCUCGAUUUCGUCUUCUCCACUCUAAUCGUCAGCUCCAUUCUCAAUUUCCUGCUGAUGUACCUCCUAGCUCCGACUCAAUCGUCCACCGCCGCCUCCCGAUCUCCACCGUCGAUCUUCGCGGACUGCCCCCGGAGCCACAUGUUCGAGCCCGGGAAUUACGGCGUCCUCCGGCGUCUGGGCACGUUCGCUUACAAGGGGGCUCUGUUCGCCGCCGUCGGAUUCGGGGCAGGGCUGGUGGGGACCGCCGUUUCCAACGGGCUGAUCGGGAUAAGGCAGAAGACGGAGCCGGGGUUCGAGGCGCCGAACAGACAGCCUCCGACGGUUCUGAACGCCGCCACCUGGGCGGCUCACAUGGCACUCAGCAGCAAUCUGAGGUACCAAGCGUUGAACGGAAUCGAAUUCUGGCUGGCGAAGCGGCGGCUCAGCCCGGUGGCGUUCAAGAGCUCUGUGGGGGUGCUAAGGUGUCUGAAUAACGUGGUUGGAGGGAUGUCGUUUGUGUUUUUGGCCAGGUUCACUGGCUCGCAACAGACACACUCAACCCCAAACUAGUUUGUUUUUCUUUCUACUUCUAUGUUUUAAAACAUUGAUCCUAAUGUCAUGAAAUGACUCUGAACCAAUAUUUCAGUGGAAAAAUUGAUGGUUCAUAUUUCUUUAUACUCUGUAUCUUUCUAGCUCCAUUGUACCCUCAAUCCCUCUAAGAUCACCAAUUAGCUAAUGGUUGUAUGGUGCAAAGAGGCAAAAGGUUAGGAAGGUAGGAACUAUAAUUUUACCAGCGGAGUCGCAUAAUCGGCUUGAGUCAUGCU
Cuscuta campestris is the source of this 1836-nucleotide messenger RNA. The record is from the annotation of a GenBank genome assembly. NCBI's taxonomy places the organism in Eukaryota, Viridiplantae, Streptophyta, Magnoliopsida, Solanales, Convolvulaceae.